This is a messenger RNA of Anguilla rostrata (American eel), 2170 nucleotides long. It is a transcript of the gene zc2hc1a, whose product is annotated as zinc finger, C2HC-type containing 1A. The record is from RefSeq and is a predicted model, not a curated record. Lineage: Eukaryota; Metazoa; Chordata; Actinopteri; Anguilliformes; Anguillidae. The coding region runs from base 108 to 1109 and encodes 333 amino acids. The transcript has 10 exons.
AAGCGGUGAGAAUAGCCAAUGGAAGUUCUGGAUAUUGGGUUGUGAGGCGGUGGCUGUGCGCAGUUGCUACAGCAGCAUCAACUGUAGACAAGAGCUGAGACCGAAAGAUGGAGGAUUUUGAGGAUUUGGAAGGCCCACCUCCAAAUGAGGAUCUAAUUGCUUGCAAAAUAUGUGGGAGAAGUUUUUACUCUGGUGUACUUAAGAAGCACUAUCCUAUUUGCCAAAAAUCUGCUGCUAAAAGGAGGAAGGUUUUUGACUCCAGCAGACAGAGGGCAGAAGGAACGGAUAUCUCCACUGUGAAGCCUUUAAAACCUAAGUUACACAGUACAUCCUGCAAGUCUGAUAAACCCGAACCACCUAAGAAACAGUCAAACUGGCGCAGGAAGCAUGAAGAAUUCAUUGCCACCAUCCGGGCUGCUAAGGGCAUAACUCAAGUCAUGAAAGACGGGGGUCCUCUUCCCCCACCCCCACCCCCAUCUUAUGACCCAGAUUACAUCCAGUGCCCUUACUGUCAGAGGCGGUUCGGCGAAAACGCAGCCGACAGGCACAUUAAGUUCUGCAAGGAGCAAGCAGCGCGCAUCCCCAACAAGGGCAAAUUUCCAGGAGAGGCCAAAGGGAAGCCCCCGGCGAGGUCUCAGUGCAAGCCCGCCCCAGCGAAGAAGGCCGGUUCCCCCGCGGCGGCCCCCGCACCCGCCUCCUCCGCCACCGCCUCCCGCCUGCCGCAGCGCUCCUCGCCCGGGCAGUUUGCUGGAGGGGUUCCCGCGACCAGAACCGCCUCGGCCGGGUCUGUGAAGAGCAUGUCCUCGGGGUACUCCCAGUCUCGGACCAGCCCCGCUGGCCUAACCAGCCCUCCGUCCGGGAUAAAUAUGAAAUCUGGAACAGGAACUUCUCCAGGAUCUUUGAAGAAUACAUCAUCUGGGGUUGGAAUGAAUCGAAAGAAAGCCUACAAUGCAGAUAGCUACAAUUCUAGGAAUCAUGCCAAAAGUGGGGGUGAAGUGGAUUACUCUUCGGCUCAGCAAACCAAGUUCUGUCAUGAAUGCGGGACCAAGUACCCUGUGGACUGGGCCAAGUUUUGCUGUGAGUGUGGCGUGAAAAAGAUGUGCAUUUAAGUGGAAAAGAUAUCAGUCCAAUAUGCUGGUAGGCUUUUAAAAAUAGUGUUAUAUUGCAACAAACUUCCCUCAUAAUUGCUUGCCCUUUCGAAUAGAAUGCCAGUAACUUAAAUAUUACUUCCUCCCACUUGUCUCAUCAUAAAAGUGUGUCUUUGAUGUGCAAUAUGAUUGACUACUAAUUAAAUAUGGGAUACAUCUUUAAGAAUUUAUUUCUAAAUGUACAGAAAGAUUAAGACCAACAAUUCCUUUGAAUGGGACCACAGUUCAGAAUCGUGUAAUGGAAAUUAGGCCUUAAUGAAUGAAAUGAGAAAGUCAAUAAAAGGCUUUGGAAAGGUCCUGUUACUCUUUAACAUUUACUAUAUAUGUAAUCAUUUUAAUUUAAUAUGAGGACUAUUCCUCUAAGUUGUAGCUCAUGUAAUUAUUUCAUUUAAAAGGCAAAAGACUACGACCAAUAGGGACCUGUGAUAAAUUGCUUUCGAGUUUAUCAUUUUUUAGCAAAUGAUAAAUUGACAGAAUUUUUGAAUAACAAAAUUGGAAUCACAUUUUAUUUAGGUUGCUUUUUAACUUAUUUUUUUGUAAAAUGCUGCAGAAAUCAAAUGUAUAAUGUUUUUGUUUUCAAUAUGUAAAUUGAAUUGGUAUUCGGAAAGAAAUGGGGUUGAUUACAUUUGCCCUGUGCAUAUUGGAAUUUAAUUUCACAUGUUUUUUUUUUUUUUUUUUCUAGUAUGUUUCCAUAUGUGUGUAUGAUAGUUUCAGAAUCAGUUUCUAAAUUCGGAAAAGACUAUAGCGAAUGUCACGGAAGGAAGGAUCGGUACCAUAUUGUGAAAAGCAAAUGCAAAAUGGAACACACAUAUGCAGAAAACCUUAAACAGUGUUGUCUGUCUAAAACAGGGGCUUUGGUGCUUUCUCUCAGUGAGCUUGCUAUCUACAGGCCUUACCAAUCGAUGUCAUUUUAAUUGACUGGCUGAGAACUGAUAUCGUCAAUAUAGCUGCUGGAAUGAAAACACAGAAAUGUAUCAAAUGCUGUAAUCUUAAGGUUAUAAUAAAUAACCAAUUAUCACGAA